Molecule: messenger RNA, 1977 nt
Organism: Sporothrix schenckii 1099-18
Lineage: Eukaryota; Fungi; Ascomycota; Sordariomycetes; Ophiostomatales; Ophiostomataceae
Product: calcium/calmodulin-dependent protein kinase kinase
Exons: 7
Coding region: 1-1977 (658 amino acids)
Biological process (GO): intracellular signal transduction; protein phosphorylation
Cellular component (GO): cytoplasm
Molecular function (GO): protein serine/threonine kinase activity; ATP binding
Source: RefSeq, a predicted model, not a curated record
AUGCAGCAACCGCCGACCACGCCUCCGGCCAACGCGUCGACCGCCCACGGCGACAUCACGACGAGUGGGUCACGGGCAUCUACUGGCGACGCACCGUCCUCUGCCCACAGCAACGACCCCGCGUCUACAUCGAGCCCCGUCACCUCCAAGCCGUCAUCACCAGCCUUCCCCUUUGGCCAGCUUCCCACCAGCCCUGGUUUCCUAUCGGCUCCCACCUUGCAGUCAUACCCAAGCCCUUUGAGACAGCACCGUCGAACGCCUUCUCAACAUCGAGAAGUUAAGGAAACGCUCAAUGCCGUCUCCGAGUUUGCCGAUGACGACGAAGAUGGCUCCUCCCAUCACAAAAUCAACCAGUACACUAUCAACUUUAUGAUUGGACGUGGCUCCUAUGGCUCUGUGCACGUCGCAACCGACCAAUAUGGCAAGGAAUUUGCGGUCAAGGAGUUUUCAAAAGCACGGCUUCGGAAACGGGCCCGCUCCAACCUCAUGAAGCAAGGCCCAUUCCGUGCUGGGCGGUUUCCUGGCUUAGGCGGCCCGGUUGGUCCUCGCGGCCCAUCAUCAAGGCUCGAGGGUGAGGCACAGGCAGAGGCCAAAGAUGCUCUCUAUCUCAUCCGUGAGGAGAUCGCCAUCAUGAAAAAGUUAAACCACCCAAAUCUGGUCGAGCUGAUCGAAGUGCUCGACGACCCCGAGCAAGACUCUCUCUAUAUGGUACUGGAGAUGUGCAAAAAGGGCGUCAUCAUGGACGUUGGCCUUGGCAAAACAGCCAAACCGUACGAUGCGGAAGCUUGCCGGUGCUGGUUCCGUGAUUUAAUCUUGGGCAUUGAAUACUUGCAUGCACAAAAUAUCAUUCACAGAGACAUCAAGCCAGACAACCUACUCAUCACCGACGAUGAUGUGCUGAAGAUUGGCGAUUUUGGUGUCUCGGAGAUGUUUGAAAAGGCCGACGGCAUGCGCACAAGCAAAACAGCCGGAUCCCCUGCCUUCUUCCCACCCGAGCUUUGCGUCUCCAAUCACGGCGGCGUGGAAGGCCCACCUUGCGACAUCUGGUCAAUGGGCGUCACUCUGUACUGCCUCCGCUACGGCAAGAUACCGUUUGAACAGGAAACCAUGGUCGAUAUUUACGAGGCCAUCAACACAGCUGAAGUGAAAUUGCCGGAAGAUGAAGACGAACAGUUUGUUGACCUCAUGGGCAAGAUCCUCGAGAAGGACCCUUCCAAAAGGAUAACUAUGGCUCAGCUAAGAGAACACCCUUGGGUUACCCUGAACGGUGAUGACCCUCUCCUGAGCACCGAGGAGAACUGUGCCAACCCGAUUGAGCCACCUAAUGCUCUGGAGCUCAACCACGCGUUUACGCAGAAUAUGGGGAAUCUACUAUGUGUCCUGAAAGCCAUCCGCAAAUUCAAAGGCCUGCUUCGUUCGAGGAACCGGGACCCUAACUUGGCCGUGCCCCCACUCGCCAGCGAUGUUGCGGAACUCGGUUCACAUGUUUCGUCGAUCCGCGUCUCAUCCGACCAAGAACGGAUGACCGAAGACGAGGUGGCCCGCCUCGUAGAAGAACGAAGAAACAACAUUCGGAAAGCAAGUCUCCAGACCAGUCGGCUCCUUGGUACUACGGCUGUCGAGGGACAAAGGGGCGGUUCAACAAGUGCUAGAGACGACACUGACGGUAGAGAGAAUGGUACAGGCAUUGGUGUCGACCAGCCAACGCUGCUUCUUGGCAUCGGAACGGGUGGUGGUGACGAGUUUGGGCCCGACAGGCAGCACGACGAGCCCGAGGACGUCGUAUCCGAGUCUCCGACGACGGCCGAAUUCGACGUCUACGAUCGUGCUUUCCAGUCAGAGGUGGCCCGUAUCCAAAGCCAGGGUAGCAAGUCCAAAGUCUACCCCACCAAAGUUCUCGAGAGCAUAACCAGAGGCGGCGGUGGCAGCGGAAUGGCCGACAUCGUGGCACGCCUCAUGACGGAGAAACAACAAUAA